GUGCCAUCACUUGUAACAAGCGGACGCUUUUGACCAAAAUUGUGUUGAUUUGUUUAACAUUUAAUGGUAUAGGCCCAAAUACACAAAUCAGGAUCCAGUCAAAUACUUACCAUGAUGGCGCGUCGCGGGGGAAAGCGCAUACGGAUGGAUGAUCCGCCUCCGGAGUACGAGGAAUUGCAUAGCGAUGCUCUGAACGAAAGCACUUCGGAUGCGGAUAGUCCCACCAAGCGGAUGACCAGGUUGCGGGCCCGGGGCGGAGUACGGGACAAACCCCCAAUAAUUGAUGACGACGAGGAUGACUUUUUCGCGCCAAUAGCACGCAAACGAAAGACUCCAGCCACCCGUAAGGGACCAACCGAGCGCAAGGAACGCGUUGACCGGCCGCGCAAGGAACCCGUGGACAAGGGACACCACGAGCGGAUCGACAAUGAGCGGGAGAUAACCACGGACGAGAACAGUCUCUACUACAUUGUUCGCCAUUCCAAGAAUCCCAUUGCCAGCAUAGUGGACCAGUGGAUUGAGCAGUACAAAGCCAACCGGGAAACAGCGCUGGUCGCACUGAUGCAGUUUUUCAUAAACGCCAGCGGCUGCAAGGGCAAGAUCUCAGAGGAUAUACAGUAUCCAGUGGAUCACACAGCUAUCAUCCGACGUAUGACUGAGGAGUUUGACGAGGAAAGCGGAGAAUAUCCUUUGAUCAUGACCGGAACACAGUGGCGAAAGUUCAAAAAUAAUUUCUGCGAUUUUGUGCAAACUCUGGUUAAGCAGUGCCAGUACUCCAUCAUCUACGACCAGUUUCUGAUGGAUAACGUAAUUUCCCUGCUUACUGGACUGUCGGAUUCGCAGGUGCGAGCCUUUCGCCACACGGCCACUUUGGCGGCCAUGAAGCUGAUGACUGCGUUGGUGGAUGUGGCCCUACUCGUUUCAAAUAACUUCGACAAUGCUGCGAAACAAUUUGAAGCUGAACGCGUAAAGUCUCGCGAUCGCCGUGCCUCCGACCGCUUGGAUUCACUAAUGACUAAAAGGUCCGAAUUGGAAGAGAAUAUGGACGAAAUAAAAAGCAUGUUGACCUACAUGUUUAAGUCUGUGUUUGUCCACCGAUACAGAGACAGUCUGCCAGACAUACGCGCCAUUUGCAUGGCUGAGAUCGGCAUUUGGAUGGAGAACUAUCCGCAAAACUUCCUGGACGACUCGUACUUAAAGUACAUCGGUUGGACACUCCACGACAAGAUCGGGGAGGUGCGUCUGCGCUGUCUGCAGUCGUUGCUGCCGCUAUACGAGAAGGAGGAGCUCAAGGGUAAACUGGAGUUGUUUACGUCCAAGUUUAAGGACAGGAUUGUGGCCAUGACCCUGGACAAGGAGUUUGAGGUGUCCGUUCAUGCCGUCAAGCUGGUGAUCAGUAUUCUAAAAAUCCACCCAGAGAUUUUGGCUGACAAGGAUUGUGAAAUCGUCUACGAGUUGGUUUAUUCCUCUCAUCGUGGUGUGGCUCAGGCAGCCGCCGAGUUCUUAAACGUUCGCUUGUUCCAUUUAACUGCUGACAUGGAGGAGACUAAGACCAAACGUGGCAAACUACGCAUGCCCAACACACCGCUGGUUCGGGACUUGGUGCAGUUCUUCAUCGAGUCUGAGCUUCACGAGCAUGGCGCUUAUCUCGUGGACUCCUUCAUAGACAGCAAUGACAUGGUUAGGGACUGGGAGUGUAUGACGGAUCUGCUGCUGGAAGAGCCUGGUCCCAACGAGGAGGUCCUCGACAACAAGCAGGAGUCGACGCUCAUCGAGAUCAUGGUCAGCAGCGUUAAACAAUCAGCCACUGGAGAAAUCCCGGUCGGACGCGCUAGUAACCGAAAAUUUACGCUUAGUGCCAAGGAAUUAAAGGCUAUUCAAGAUGAAAAGGCCAAGUUGACCGAACAUUUUAUUGUCACUUUGCCAUCGCUGUUGGAAAAGUAUCAGGCGGAUAGCGAGAAGCUGGCAAACCUCCUAGCAGUUCCCCAGUACUUCGAUCUCAAUCUGUACACCACCAAUCGACAGGAAGGAAACCUACAAGCUUUGCUAGAUCGUAUCAAUCAGGUGAUGAGCAUGCACACGGGCCGCGAGGUGCUAGAAACAUGCGCAAAAACGCUUGAAUGUCUAUGUGCCGAGGGAAGUGCCACCUACACUAGAUGCAACAUCGCCAGAUCUAACAUAAUCGAGAGUGCGGUAAACAAGUACAAGGACGUCAUUGAGGAGUGGCGAAACCUCAUUCAAGGCGAAGAGACCCCUAACGAGGACGACAUUUACAACAUAACCAUUACCCUCAAGGUCCUCUCUAUCUUGUACUCCUCGCACAACCUCAAUCCCUGGGAGCUGUUCAAGUCCCUGUUUCAAGACGUCGAGGAGGCGCAGUCCAAGGAGAACGUUGACCGGUGCCUGCCCAACGAAGCAUUGGCCUAUUGCAUAGAGGCCUGCUACUUCUCAAUCAGCUGGGGACUCUACUUCGUGGAGAACGACUGCGAGACGCUCAAUGUGGCCGCGGUGGUUGCCGAGCUGCGAAGCAAUUUAGACACAUUCAUGGCAGCCUGCUUUGAGCUAACCCGCGAUGGACCCACAGUGCAGAUUCAAGAGGCGGCAUAUCAGUCCAUCUGCGAUCUUCUGAUCAUCUUCUCUGACAAGUUGGCUCGGAGUGAAAUCGAACAUAUUCGUGGUUUGGAGUACAAGUCGCGAAUGGAUGAGCAUCUCAUCUUGGACAACUUUGUGCAGCACUAUGUGUUUUCGCUAAAACAAGAUGUGGCCCAGGAUGAAACGAGAAUCGAGGAACUGCAUAAAAAACGUAACUUCUUGGCAUGUUACUGCAAGUUGGUAGUGUAUAAUAUAAUACCAACAAUGCGAGCUGCAAGCAUUUUUAAAUAUUAUGUCAAGUGCUACAACGAUUAUGGUGACAUAAUCAAAGCCACUUUGGGCAAGGCUCGUGAGAUAAACAAAGUUAACUUCGCCAUGACCCUACUGUUGAGCCUCAUUACGGUUUUUAAGAGUCUGCAGGAGCAGAAUGAGGAUGGAAUGGUUUCAAAGAGCUCACAAGAGUUUGGGGACCUCAAAGAGUUGGCCAAGCGUUUUGCUCUUACAUUUGGCUUUGAUGCUAUUAAGAAUCGCGAAUCAGUGGCCGCCAUUCACCGAGGUGGCAUUUAUUUUGCGGCCAACAAGGAACCUGAUGAUCCAGUGCGAGCCCCAACACGUCUUCUGUUUUUAGAGGUUCUGAACGAGUUCAACUACAAGCUGCUUAAGCAAGACAAGAAGGUUAUCAUGGGUUUCCUGGAUAAGAUCAUACCGCCCGCCAUGCCAUCCAGCAGAGCUGAGGAAUGGCAACCGCUGAUCUUAUAUCGCAAUUCCCUUCUGCAUGGCGAAACGGAUCAAGUGCCGGUCGCCAGCAAGAGGGCCUACACACGUAAACGUCGGGAUCAUGAUGAGGAAGAAGAGGAGGAGGAAGACGAAGAAGAACACAAUGAUCCCGAUUACAGGGGCUAGGACCCGAUCGGACCCAUUCGGCUAAGGGCAAAGCAAAACUUUCCGUGCGAUCAAGUAGUUUUAAGUUUAAAGCUUAACAUACAUAUGUACAUAAAGUAUUUAAAGUGUA
This is a messenger RNA of Drosophila gunungcola (fruit fly), 3604 nucleotides long. It is a transcript of the gene SA1, whose product is annotated as cohesin subunit SA-1. Gene Ontology annotation, cellular component: nucleus; cohesin complex; chromatin. The record is from RefSeq and is a predicted model, not a curated record. Gene Ontology annotation, biological process: sister chromatid cohesion. Bases 112 to 3495 code for a protein of 1127 amino acids. Lineage: Eukaryota; Metazoa; Arthropoda; Insecta; Diptera; Drosophilidae. The transcript is spliced from 10 exons. Gene Ontology annotation, molecular function: chromatin binding.